UCUCUCUCUCUCUCUCUCUCUCUAGGAGAAAGAGAACGACAAGGCCUUGCUUCUUUCUCUCUCAAUAAUCUUCUUUUUCUGCAACCCCCCCAUUGGGUUCCAUUGUUUCUCUCUCUCAGGCUACAGGGGAAAAGAGAAGGAAAAGGGCUUGCUUCUUUUCUCUCUCCAUAAUCUUCUUCGUCUGCAAUCAAUUCCAUUUUUGGGUUCCACAUUGAUAAUAGAGAGAGAACCAUGACUGUUAAUGGUCAAUCUGAAGCCCGAUUUUCGCCAGAAUACCACAACAACAUGCCUCAACCCCCAGCACCUCCAACAGCCUCCAAGCAACCUCAGCCUCCUGCCAAAGGCGUCGAUAGUCAAUCGGUUUCUCGAAGGCUACAAUCGGAGUUGAUGUCACUGAUGAUGUGUGGAGAUCCUGGUAUAUCUGCCUUCCCGGAAGGUGACAACAUCUUUUGUUGGAAAGGGACCAUCACAGGGAGCAAAGACACAGUGUAUGAAGGCAUGAUCUACAAGCUGUCUCUCUCUUUCCCCACUGAUUAUCCAUUCAAGCCACCCAAGGUUAAAUUUGAGACUAUUAUCUUUCAUCCCAAUGUUGAUACCUUUGGCAACAUUUGUUUGGACAUCCUCCAGGAUAAAUGGUCAUCCGCAUAUGAUGUCAGAACAAUAUUACUCUCUAUUCAGAGUCUCUUAGGAGAACCAAACAAUGAUUCUCCCCUUAACAACCAAGCUGCAGCCUUGUGGAUCAAUCAGGAAGAAUACAGGAAGGUUGUGGAGAAGCAAUACAAAGUUGUAGGAGGAGGGAACUAGUGGGCGUGUUUCUGGUUGGUCCAAGAAGGAGACGGGUUUGGGUGUGUUUCUGUUGGUUCAAGAAGGAGAAGGGUUCGGAUAAUAGAUGCUCUUGUUGCAUUUUUUUUUUGUGAAUUCUAAAUUUUGAAACUGGUGAUGAUGCAACAUAUGACUCCCUAAUUGUUAACAGUUCUCCAUUAUCAGAUCAUGUUCUUCUCCUUUGUGUUUCUGUUGACCAGAGAAGAAGGGUUGGGAUGACAGAUGCUCUUGAUGUAAUUUUUUUUUUCUCCCUAUUUUUCAAUGUCAAAUUGUGAUAAUGGUGAUGAUGUAAUGUAGCAUAUGAGUCCUGAAUUCUUCAAAGUUUUCCUAUCGACACCACUGAAAAUACAUUGGGUUUUAAUUC
This is a messenger RNA of Amborella trichopoda, 1186 nucleotides long. RefSeq names its product ubiquitin-conjugating enzyme E2 20. NCBI's taxonomy places the organism in Eukaryota, Viridiplantae, Streptophyta, Magnoliopsida, Amborellales, Amborellaceae. The record is from RefSeq and is a predicted model, not a curated record.